UCUCAUCUUCCAUACUCCAGCCAACGGUUAAACACCCUCUAUCAAUGGAGGCAUCUCCAACACUCAACCUCCAAAAACUUGCACUCCUACCCAAACAAAGCCCAACCCAAGACUUCAAACGCUGGAAUUCAAUUAUCAAACACCACACCAAACUCAAAGAUGACCAAGCAAUACUUAAAACCUACACCCAAAUGGAAGCACAGGGCAUUUAUGCCGACAGUACCAUGUUGCCCCUCGUCCUCAAGGCCUGUGGAAAGCUACAAGCCAUUGAAAAAGGAAAAAAGAUACAUGAUGAGAUACGGGACACAGACUUCGUUAAUGAUGUUAGGGUUCAGACUGCUCUUGUUGAUUUUUACUGCAAAUGUGGGCUGAUUGAUGAUGCCCGUUACGUGUUUGAUGAAAUUACUGAAAGAGAUUUGGUGUGUUGGAAUGCUAUGGUUUGUGGGUUUGUUGGAUGUGGGUGUUAUGAGGAGGGGGUCAGGUUGGUUAGAGAGAUGGAGAGGGAGAAGGUGAGACCCAACUCGGUUACGGUGGUGGCAUUGGUUUCAGCGUUUGGGAAGCUUGGAGAUUUGAUGAGUGGGAAAGAGGCACAUGGGUAUUGUUUGAGGAAUGGGCUUUUUGAUUGGAAUGCUCAUGUGGGUACUGCUUUGGUUGGUUUCUACUCGAGGUUUGAUGUGAAGGUUGCCCGUGAUUUGUUUGAAAUGACGGAUUUGAGGAAUGUUGUGAGUUGGAAUGCAAUGAUUUCUGUGUAUUUUGAUGCAGGGGAGUCCUGGAGAGCGUUGGAGCUUUUUGAGCGGAUGGUAAUGGAUGGGUUUAGGUGUGAUUUUGUUACAAUGUUAAUGGUCAUACAGGCCUGUUCAGAAGUUGGGUCUCUUGAACUUGGGAUGCAAGUCCAUCAAUUGGCAAUUAAAUAUGGCUUUAUCAACGAUUUAUUCAUAGUAAAUGCGUUGUUGAACAUGUACGGUAAGAAUGGAAGUUUGGGUUCUUCACUUGAGCUAUUUGAAUCUGCCCCCACUAAAGAUAUUGCUUUGUGGAAUUCUAUGUUGUGUUUGUAUGCUGAAAUCGGCUCCCUCGAAAAAGCAAUGGCUUUGUUUAUUCGAAUGCGAUUGGAAGGCAUCUUGGAAGAUGAACGUACUAUUGCCAUUUUGUUGUCUUCCUUUGAGGACUUAGAUAAUGGUUUGAGAAAUGGGAGAAGCCUACAUGGUCAUGUACUUAAAAGUGCAAUUGAGAAUAACAAAUGUAUUGGCAAUGCACUUUUAGGUAUGUAUGCAAAGCAAAAUUCCAUUCAAGAUGCCUUUCAGGUUUUUGAUGACGUUGAGGAUUCAGAUGUAGUCUCAUGGAACACUUUGAUCUUGGCAUUGGCCCGUAAUGGGCUUAGGGCUCAAGCGUGGGAACUCUUUGGGAUGAUGCAACAAUGGGACAUCAAUCCUAACACUCACACAAUAAUUUCUAUUAUUGCUGCUUGUGAUGAUGAAUCCUUUUUAAACAUUGGCAGGUCUAUCCAUUGUUAUGUAAUAAAGCAUGAUAUUGAAAUUAACCCAUCACUGAACUCGGCGCUCACAGAGAUGUAUAUGAACUGCAACAAUGAAUUAACAGCUCUGAACUUAUUUGAGAGCUUUCCUGACAAAGAUUUGAUCUCGUGGAAUUCUUUUAUCGCCAGUUACGUGAAAAAUAAUCAACCCCACAAAGCCCUUUUACUUUUCCGUCGUAUGAUCACACAAGUAAACCCCAACUUAGUCACCAUCAUAAAUGUUCUCUCAUCGUGCACUUACAUGGUCAAUCUUCCCGAAGGCAAAUGCUUACAUGCCUACACAAUCCGGAGGAAUUCUUCGUUGGGUUUUGAUUUAUCGCUCGCAAAUGCUUUUUUAUCUAUGUACGCAAGAUGUGGUAGUAUCCAGUAUAGUGAAAGGAUUUUCAAUGGCUUACCAAGGAAAAAUGUUGUCUCCUGGAAUGCCAUGAUUGAUGGCUAUGGUAUGCAUGGGAGGGGGUAUGAGGCUAUGCUUGCAUUCUCGGAAAUGUUAGAAGAUGGUAUGGAACCAAAUGGGAUAACUUUUGUAUCUGCUUUAUCUGCUUGCAGCCAUUCUGGUUUGGUGCCGAAAGGCUUGCAGCUUUUCGACUCCAUGGUUCAGGAUUUCUGCAUAACCCCUGAGCUUGCUCACUAUGGUUGUGUGGUUGAUCUUCUUGGUCGUGCAGGGUGUUUGAGUGAAGCCAGAGAGUUCAUAAGUUCAAUGCCUAUUCCACCAGAUGCAUCUGUUUGGAGGGCUUUGCUCAGUGCUUGUCGAGUUUAUUCUGAAACCAAACUAGCAAAAACGGUUUUUGAAAAGCUCAUUGAAUUAGAACCAACAAAUGCAGGCAAUUAUGUUUUGCUUUCUAAUAUCUAUGCUGCAGCAGGUCUUUGGUCAGAGGUCAGCAAAUUGAGAAUGCAGAUUGAAGAGAAUGGUUUAAAGAAACCUCCUGGAAAAAGUUGGAUCAUUGUUAGAAGUACAGUCCACUCUUUUACUGCUGGAGACAAAUCACACCCUCAGUCAAACAAAAUUCAUGCGGAAUUGGGUUCUUUAUUAUCAUGUAUUAAAAAAGUUGGAUAUGUUCCCGAUCUUCGUUGGGUUUUACAUGAAGAAGAAGAUGAGGAGAAAAUUAAGAGGCUUUUUAGCCACAGUGAGAAGCUUGCUGUUGCAUUUGGACUGAUAAGUGCAAGUGGUGGGACUCCAAUCUCGAUCGCCAAGAACCUAAGAGUUUGUGGGGAUUGCCAUGAAUUUUGCAAAUAUGUCUCUAAACUUGUUGGGAGGGAAAUAGUGCUCAGGGAUUGUAGCCGUUUCCAUCAUUUUGUUAAUGGACAUUGCUCGUGCAAGGAUUACUGGUAAGGUAUGAGGAGCACUUGUAAGUUUUCUGGGUUUUGGAUGUCGGUAUUUGUGGAUGCUUCCAAUGAUGAGAAAACUGCAAGAUUUCGGAUUUUGUUAAAGCACGGAAGGACCAUUGAGUCCAGCCUGGGACAAGGGAAGAAAGCUCUAUGUUUCGGAAGAUUGCAGUGUCACGGUCUUCUGACUCGAAUGUAAAUUAACGAAGUCAGUGACUCGGUGAUUGUUUGAGUGUAUAUACCACCAUAAUAUCGCUAUCGGAAAUGUUGUUCUGCAGCUUCUGCUAUCAUACCUUAUGAGCACCUGUUCUCGAUUGUUGUAGUCAAGUGAGGUAACGUAAGAUAUACACUGGUUUCACCAGAAUAUUUGGGUUGUUCCUUUCAUACAAUGGCUACUACUCCAGUCUCCAGUUACGUUUCAAGUAGUCAAUUUGAUGUUCA
Rhododendron vialii is the source of this 3295-nucleotide messenger RNA. RefSeq names its product pentatricopeptide repeat-containing protein At5g04780, mitochondrial-like. The record is from RefSeq and is a predicted model, not a curated record. The transcript has a single exon. Lineage: Eukaryota; Viridiplantae; Streptophyta; Magnoliopsida; Ericales; Ericaceae. Gene Ontology annotation, biological process: RNA modification. Gene Ontology annotation, molecular function: RNA binding; protein binding; zinc ion binding. The coding region runs from base 45 to 2861 and encodes 938 amino acids.